GGGUAGGCCACGCCUCUAUAAAGUUUUACUUGGUGUCCUUGCAGCAUUCUGCUAGUUAGCAACAAGAAAACAAGAUGUCUAGAGAGCAGCUGGCUGUGGAGCGAGCUCGGGCGUCCUUCCAGAGUGGGACCACAAAACCUUUGGCAUUUCGGAUCCAGCAGUUGAACCGUCUCCAGUGCUUCAUCUCAGAGAGACGGAGCGACAUUGAAGAUGCGCUGAAAAGGGACCUCAAUAGGACUGCCAAUGGAACAGUUCUAUAUGAGACACUGUUGCUGGAGGGGGAGAUCCAGCUGGCUAUUGACAAAAUGGCCGAAUGGACAGCUCCUCGGCCCGUGGAAAAGAACCUUCUCACAAUGGCAGAUGAUGUCUUUGUCCAACCUGAACCUCUGGGGGUGGUUCUUAUCAUUGGUGCAUGGAACUACCCGUGGGCUCUUACUUUGCAGCCUCUAGUGGGCGCUAUAGCUGCAGGUAAUGCAGCAGUGAUCAAGCCCUCUGAGAUCAGCUUCCACUCUGCCCAGGUCUUGGAACAGCUGCUCCCUCUCUAUUUGCACAAAGAUCUCUACCCAGUAGUGACUGGCGGUGCGUCCGAGACUCAGGAGCUGCUCAAGCUUAAAUUUGACCACAUCUUCUACACUGGAAGUAGCACGGUGGGAAGAGUGGUGAUGGAGGCAGCAGCUCAGCACCUCACCCCAGUGACCCUUGAGCUGGGAGGGAAGAGCCCCUGCUACAUUGACAAGAACUGUGACAUCAGAAUUGCCUGUCGUCGAAUUACUUGGGGCAAGUUCUCCAACUGCGGUCAGACAUGCAUUGCGCCAGACUACGUUCUGUGUGAGCCCUCCAUCCAGGAACAAGUGGUGGAGGAGCUUAAGAAGAGCAUCAAGGAGUUCUACACCGAUGACCCGAAGAGCUUUGAAGACUACGGUCGCAUCAUCAACGUGCGCCACCAUCAACGUUUGAUGUCGAUGAUGGAGGGGAGCACUGUAGCCUAUGGAGGAGACAGUGAUGAAUCGCAGUGCUACAUUGCUCCCACAGUCUUGAAGGACGUGACUGGUGAAUCAAAAGUGAUGAAGCAGGAGAUUUUCGGGCCUCUGCUGCCCGUCAUCACUGUGAGCGACGCGGACCAGGCCCUGGAUUUUAUCAAUGAGAGAGGGAAACCGUUGGUCAUUUAUGUGUUCUCCAACAACAACAAGCUGAUCAAAAGGUUCCUUGCUGAGACUUCUAGUGGAGCACUACUGGCGAAUGACUGUCUGGUACACUACAGUGUCACUGCUCUGCCUUUUGGAGGUGUAGGUUCCAGUGGGAUGGGUACCUAUCAUGGCCGCCACACCUUUGACCAGCUUAGCCACAUGCGCAGCUGUCUGAUCAGGAAAUUGAACAUGGAAGUGGCCAACAACUUGCGGUACCCCCCUCACACUGAUAAGAAGCUGAGCUGGGCUCGGCUGUUGCUGUUGAAGAAGUUCAACUUAGGUCAGCUGGGACGUAUGGUGCUACUUGCUAUAACUGCUGGAGUUGCCGCAUACGUGGUCAAGUUGCUGAAAGAGAGGUAUUAGUGAAGAGACAUGAGGUCAAAGGGCGUCGCUGUAUUCCAGCAGGUAAUGUUGAUGCCAUCAUAUAUUCACAUUAUACAGAUCAAGAGCAGCCAACAUUAGGAUGCAGUAUAUAUCAUAUUAUAGUGGAAGUGGAUGUUAUAAUCAAUCUCAUAUUUUAAGUUUUAAAAAAGACUGUUACUGCUCCACAUUAUAACAGAGUGGAUUCCUCGAGUCAUACUGCAGUCUUCAUUGCAAAUUUAUAAUUUGUGCUUUUGGUUGUCACUGUUUCAAUGUGUGAAUGAAUGACAAAGUCCUUUUGAAUAAAUAAUUAAUUGUAUUUAUCAUCAUCUAAAUUGAAUUGUCAAUUGAUAAUUACCUGCUUGUUACUUUAGUUAUUACAGAGAGUUAUAAUGAUUUAUGUGAGCCACACAAUACCUUCAUAUGCGAAGUGAUCAUUGUCAUCUCUAAUGUCCCAAUUUUUAAGGAGUUGUCUGUUUCAACCAUUUCAAGACUUUCAGUUUGGGAUUGGUGUGAAGCUUGAUUGUGUUGUGGUCUUUGGUCUGACACACUUCCUUAAAAUAAUUAUAACAAUAUUUUGGGAUACCAACAGCCCGUGGCCAUGAAUGACUCCAGUCUUCUCACUUGCCUGUCCAUCACUUCCAUGAACACUCCCCUCUAGUUUCUUAUAUUUUUGACUGUGAUAAUAUUGUCUAAGAUAAUAUUUUUGACGUAUUUCACUCACUUAUUUUAUUUUAUUGAUACCGGACGCCACAUAAAAUUCCUGUUACAGUUUUGCAUCACUGUUCAAUAAACAUGUCUCUGCUUCGGA
This is a messenger RNA of Synchiropus splendidus (mandarinfish), 2358 nucleotides long. RefSeq names its product aldehyde dehydrogenase family 3 member A2-like. Gene Ontology annotation, biological process: aldehyde metabolic process. The transcript is spliced from 10 exons. NCBI's taxonomy places the organism in Eukaryota, Metazoa, Chordata, Actinopteri, Syngnathiformes, Callionymidae. Gene Ontology annotation, cellular component: cytoplasm. Bases 75 to 1550 code for a protein of 491 amino acids. The record is from RefSeq and is a predicted model, not a curated record. Gene Ontology annotation, molecular function: aldehyde dehydrogenase (NAD+) activity.